This is a messenger RNA of Myiozetetes cayanensis, 4203 nucleotides long. RefSeq names its product growth differentiation factor 1 (gene GDF1). Lineage: Eukaryota; Metazoa; Chordata; Aves; Passeriformes; Tyrannidae. Gene Ontology annotation, molecular function: cytokine activity; growth factor activity. Gene Ontology annotation, biological process: SMAD protein signal transduction; BMP signaling pathway. The coding region runs from base 1009 to 2097 and encodes 362 amino acids. Gene Ontology annotation, cellular component: extracellular region. The record is from RefSeq and is a predicted model, not a curated record. The transcript is spliced from 2 exons.
CACUUGCUCCAAGAGUUCCUGUUGCUCCCUGUGUUGGUUUUCCAGGCAGCUCCAGCCUUGGAGGGUCCCCAAGCAGUGGAUUCAGGGUGUUAAUUCCGUGGUUAAUUGCUGGGUUGAUGUUUCCAUGGUUGGUCUGCGGGGUGGGUUCAGCUCCAGGCUCGUGGUGUGAGCCAGGGUGGGACGUUCCUGGCUGGGGUUGGUGGGGACUGUGCCAGGCUGGGGCAGGACCCAUCAUCUUCUCACUCACCUGGGCAGUGCCAGAGGGGUGGCAGUGCCAGGGGGCUUCUUUGGUUUUUCCAGGGGGAUUUGCAGGAAAUGAGGGGAGCUGCUGUCCCAGGAUGGGCCUGAGCAGGGCAGGGUUGGGGGUAGGAGGGUCCCUGGUCCCCACGUGGGGGGAUAAACUCGAUUUUGCAGUGUUGGCUUUGAGCUGGUGGCUCCUUGGCCACGUUUUUGGGGGGGUGGUGUGUCCUGAGGGCAGGGUGAAGCAAGACUUGGAUGGUUUGAUAUGCCAGAAGUUGAUGGCCUUGAGAGAGAAGCGUUGGGUGCUGUGAUGAUGUCAAAAAGAGCUGAUUUUGGGUGGGGGGGAGGAAGGGGAGACCCAGCUCUGUGUCUGCCCCUGGAUCCAGAGGGGGGAAAAAUGUCUGCAGCACUUGGGGCUUCCCAGCAGCUUCGUGUGGGAAGAGCAGCCCCUUCUCUGCCACCAGGGAUGAUUUUUGUGUGGGAAGAGAAGAGCAGCCCCUUUCCCUGCCAUCACAGACAUUGUCAUUGGACCUCGAGGGAGUGGAGAUGUGGGAGAGGCCGUGGGAGCAGCACCAAAGGGUUAAGAAGCCCCGGGGAGCCUGGAGGGACUCACACCCCUCUGCCCAAUCCCGGGAAUCCCUCUGUGCUAAUUGAGCACUAAAGCAGAUCAAAGGCUCCAAUCAGGCAAUCAACACCCCCCUGGCCCGGUGUGUCCAGGCCCCCAGCCCGGGCUGCUGCUGCUCUUUGUCUGGAGAAGGAGAGCAGAGGAUGUGGUGGCUUCUCCCCAGCCUGGCCUGGGCUCUCCUGGGCCCCGUCCUGGGGACGGAGCCGAGCGUGCAGGAGAGUUUGCUGUUGAAAUCCUUGGGCCUGAGCGCCAAGCCCAGCCCGAAAAGCCCUGUCCCGGUGCCUCCCGUGCUCUGGAGGAUCUUCCAGAAGAGGAAGACGCCGCCCCCGGCAGACAAAGAGCCCCUGGACGCCUGUAGGGUGGAGGAAUUCAAUGUCCCCGGCAACAUCAUCCGCGUCCUGGCCGACCAAGGGACAGACCAAGGCCCCUUCAUCGCCGAGGAGCAGCCCCAGGGGUGGCUGUGCCUGCGGAAGCGCCUGCUCUUCAACCUCUCGGUGCUGGAGGAGGGCGAGCGCUUGACCAUGGCCCGGCUGGAGAUCAAAUUCCACCACAAUUCCUACCACCCUUCCCGCCAGGGGCAGGCCUUGGAGCUGAGGCUCCUCCGGGCCCCCCAGACAUCCCUGCCAGGGGUGCCCCAGCGCAGGCAGAGGCUGCUGCUGGAACAGUCCUUGGCUCAGCUGCACAAGUCUCUGCUCUUCGAGCUGAGUGUGGCAGCGCAGGCCGGGCGGGCGAGCGGCGGGAGCUUGGGAUUGACCCUGGAGAUCUCGGCGGGCGAGGGGGCCCCGAGGAGCCCCUGCUCCGGCGUGGACUCCUUCCUGGACGCCUCCCUGCUGGUGGUGACCCUGAGCCCGCAGUGCCAGGCCCCUCAGAGGAGGAGGAGGAGGAGGAGUGCCCUUCACCCCCCGCUCGCCCCCAGCAACCUGUGCAGGGCGCGGCGGCUCCACAUCAGCUUCAGCGACGUGGGCUGGGAGAACUGGAUCAUCGCCCCCCAGGGCUACCUGGCCAACUACUGCCGGGGGGAGUGCCCCUUCCCGCUGACGGCCGAGCUCAACAGCACCAACCACGCCGUGCUGCAGACCAUGGUGCACUCGCUGGACCCCCAGGGCACCCCCCAGCCCUGCUGCGUCCCCGUCAGGCUUUCCCCCAUCUCCAUCCUCUACUACGACAACAGCGACAACGUGGUGCUGCGGCACUACGAGGACAUGGUGGUGGACGAGUGUGGCUGCAGGUAGAGGAGGAGCAGGGGGGGUGAGGGGUGGGGGGAACAAAACCCCGUGCUGGUGUUUUGGGGAGUUUCCCGUCGGGGGGUGCUGGGAGAGCUCUUUGGGGUGGCGCGAAGGGGUCGUGGCUGGAGCUGUGGUUUAGGGCUGGAGUUGUGAUUUAGGGCUGGAGUUGUGAUUUAGGGCUGGAGUUGUGGUUUAGGACUACCUGGGUGCUGGGAUGGGAUUAUGAUCAAGGCUGGUGCUGGUUGCCCGUCCCCUGCUCCACAGGGGUGGUGGCACCAGGCUGUGAAUCCCAGACCCGCCCCGAGCCGCUGGUGCUUCAGGCUCCUCAGCUUGGCACCUUUCUGGGGGCACAAAGGGGUUUUGGGGGUGAAAUGGGGCUGUGAGGGGAGGAGGACAGAGGGAUGGUAUGGGGGCACAAGCUCUGUGUGACCAAAUCCAGGACUGGUGUGGGACACAGGUGGGUUUCUGUGCUGGGGGAGCUCAGUCCUGAGCUCUUUAACGCUGUGAUGGGGUGCUUUGGGAGGGCAGGGGUUACGUGGCCUGGGGGUGCUGGGUGGGCCCAAUGCAAGGGAGGUUUUGCCCCCCCAAAAACCCCCCUGGGAGCUGCAGGAUGGAUGUUGUGGCCGAGGAGGGGGGGCUGUGGUGGAGGGUGGGAAUGGGCAGGGGGUCGGUGGCAUCUUCUCCCCUCAAGUCAGUAUUAAUUUACCUCAUUUGCAAAUGGAUGAGCCCAGCAUGACCUCUGUCCCCGGGUGUCCCUCUGUCCCCGGGUGUCCCUCUGUCCCCGUGUCCCCCCCAGGUGGCAGCCGAGCACCAGGCACGGGCAGAGCUCUCAGGCCCUUGCGCAUUUUAGGGUUGUUUUCGGCUCAUUUGUCGCUCUCCGUGUGGGCCCCAGGCCCCUGCAGUGGUAUUUACUGCCCCUAACGAGCAGCCCCGGGCAGCAGGGACCCAAACCUGCCCCAUCUUCCCCUCAUUGACCACUUUCCUUCCGCUUCCCAGCGCGUGGGCUCCGAGUUUUGCAGCAGCUCGAGGUUUAAAUCCUGAAGUGUUUGUGUGUGUUUUAAAAGCCACCUCCAGCCCUUCAGGUGGGGCUUUGCUGACACCACUUUUGGGGUUGUUUGCUGGGUUUUUUUGUAGGGUUAAAAGGGGUGGGAACAGAACAGGAAUCCGAGUUAGACUUGAAUUUUUGCUCUUUUUUUGUUAACUGUGAACCUGCCCCCGUGGCCUGCCUUUCCUUUCCUUUGCUGUUUCUGUACCGAUGUUGUGUCUUCGAGGUCUGAUGAAGUUUUUAGCACCUCCCUUUCCUCCCCCCGGGAGAAGCACUGAGGGUUUAACCACUGGGGGGGGGGGUCCCUGUGAUGGUGUUUGGUUUUUUUUGCUUAACAACACCCCCUAAAAUGUGCAGCUGAAGACCAAGACUGGAGCAGCUCGAGUACUUUUAGGUGUAGCUUUACUAACCUUUUCCCACCCAAAGGGGUUUCCUGAGAGCUUCCAGGGCCAGCCCAGCCCUGCUCUGCUCCAGCUGAACCCAUUUCAGCCACUGGAGAUGUUCUAAUAAGGGCUUAGAGUAGGGCUGAACUCCGGGGACUCAAAUCCCAGGUUUAGGAUCAAGAGUUAAAAACAAAAAAACCUUCAAGUAUUAAUUGUUCUGUACCUGUGCUGGGGCCAGGAGGGGACUCCAACACCAUGAAGGGCAAAUGUCCCUCUCCUGCAGCCAGGCAGCCACUGGAGUCACCCUGGAGGAGCUGCAAGGAGUUUAUGCACAGCACAGGGUGGUGCCAAGACCUGGCCUAAGCCCCCCUCCCAGGGUGGUCCCAGGAGCCCCCCCAGCCCUGGGACAGGUAAAAGCCAUGUCCAUGUUUACUGCAGAGCAGGGGCAGCUUCCAGGCUGGACUGGGCCCCUCCAGCUCCAGCCUUUCCCAAAUCCUGGGGCUCCCACCCUGCAUCACAACCCCCCCAUCCCCAGGGCAGAGGGUUGGGGCAUUUACCAGUUUUCCCAGUUGAGUUUCUCCCCCUUCCCUCCCCCAUGCUAUGCACACCCCCCCCCCAACACUUUUGUACUAGUCUGUGUUUAAAAAAAAAGUAAUAAACUUGAAGUUUAUACAAUCAGACUAA